Molecule: messenger RNA, 1513 nt
Organism: Neodiprion virginianus
Lineage: Eukaryota; Metazoa; Arthropoda; Insecta; Hymenoptera; Diprionidae
Product: pre-mRNA-splicing factor syf2
Exons: 4
Coding region: 102-791 (229 amino acids)
Cellular component (GO): catalytic step 2 spliceosome; Prp19 complex; post-mRNA release spliceosomal complex
Source: RefSeq, a predicted model, not a curated record
GAACACGUAAAACGGGAAUCAGAGUCGCUGUUGGCUGAGAGAUUUCACACUUGUCAAACUAUUGAAAAAGUUUUAGAAUCAAGUUUAUUCUGAUAGAAACAAUGGCAGACGAAGCUGGUACGAGUUCGCAAUCGUUUGCCGAUAAACAGGCCGAGCGUAUGAAGCGGCUGAGAGAACUGCACUCAAAAAGGAAUGAAGCCCGGCAACAAAAUCAUAAAGAAGUUAUCGAAGAAGACAAAAGAAAUAAGUUACCGUCUAAUUGGGAAGCUCGUAAGCGUCAGGCAGACUGGAUCAUGAAAGAUGAAGAAGCUAGAAAGGAAGCACGGGCCAACGGAGAAGACUACGAUAGAGUGAAGCUAUUGCAAAUAGACGCAACAGAGGCUGAGCGCCUGGCUCGUAAACGGAAAAAGAAAAAUCCAGAUCCUGGAUUUGCAGACUUUGAACAGGCAACUAUCAGACAAUAUAAUCGAUUGGUCAAAGGUAUUAAACCAAAUAUGGAAAACUAUGAAGCGGCCAAGGAAAAGCUUGGCGCUGCAUUUUAUGGUGAUAGGAAUACAAUUCUACAAGGACUCCACGAAGACAAGAAGGAUGCCGUUGAUAGAUUGGUCGAAGAUGUGGAAAAACAAAUUGCUAAACGUGAGAAAUACAGUCGUCGUAGAAUGCACAACGACGAUGCGGAUAUCGACUAUAUCAACGAAAGGAAUGCCAAAUUCAAUCAAAAAUUGGAACGGUUUUAUGGAGAACACACUCGUGAAACUAAACUCAACUUGGAACGUGGUACCGCUAUUUAACGAAUUAUCAUUUCGUUCAUGCGAAUGUUUAAGUCACCUCUAUUGGUGAUCAUUUCGAUUCUAUGCCGUGUCUUAAUUAGUCACGGCAAGCAUUACUCGUAUCUUGUAGAGAAUUUUUUUAAAAAUCCGUAGAAAUUUUGUAAAAUAAUAGAGACAUGGAUAACAUACUAAUUAGUAGACGUUACUAAUUGUAUAGGAUGGACCCAUCUCUAAAUUUAUUUUAUAUUAAUUUUCGCUGGUCUUGAUUUCUUUCCGUAAUCAGCUUUCGCGAUACCUCAUGACUCAUUUAUUAUUCAGCCACGCGAUAAUUUGUACGGUUUUACCAUUUUGUGCACUUUGGCACGGCUGCACGGAGUUCUGGCGCAGUACAGUUUUUCAAUUGAAUAACAUUAUAUACACAAUCUGUUGGGAACUUAAUAAAAAAAAAAUCGUACGAAGAUCGUUGGUAUUCUUGUUUCGGUAGGAAGGAAAACUUAUAACAAGUUGCAACUGGCCCAGAUUUUGACAAAAUUAAAUUAAGUCAGAAGAUCCCAAACUGCGUACAAUCUAGCGUGUGGCGAUUCAUGCAAUAUUUAUUGUUAUUUUACAAUAAAAAAGAUUAAACUGGACUUAGAAUCGGUAGUAUUGGUUUGAAGAUAACAAUAAUAAUGGUUGAACAGUUGAAUGUAAAAUACGUAUUUCUCAUUUUGAAUAAAAAAUUAAAUUAAUUUACAUUAUUACAA